AUGGCCUGUGGGCGGCUGGUGGCGCGUGUUGCUCUGCAGGGGCGCGCGCUACUCUGCAGGGUGGCGCACGCUUCUCUGCAGGGUGGCGCGGGCUGCUCUGCAGGGGCGCGCGCUGCUCUGCAGGGGUGCGGGCUGCUCUGCAGGGUGGCGCGUGUUGCUAUGCAGGGGCGUGCGCUGCUCUGCAGGGUGGCGCACGCUUCUCUGCAGGGUGGCGCUGGCUGCUCUGCAGGGGCGCGCGCUGCUCUGCAGGGGCGCGGGAUGCUCUGCAGGGGUGCGGGCUGCUCUGCAGGGGCGCGGGCUGCUUUGCAGGGGCGAGCGCUGCUCUGCAGGGGCGCGCGCUGCUCUGCAGGGGCGCGGGAUGCUCUGCAGGGGCGCACGGGCGAUGCGCGGGUUAGGGGCUAG
Messenger RNA from Closterium sp. Naga37s-1, 402 nucleotides. Lineage: Eukaryota; Viridiplantae; Streptophyta; Zygnematophyceae; Desmidiales; Closteriaceae. The record is from the annotation of a GenBank genome assembly.